AUUAGGUAAUACGGCAACAUGGCAGCCUCCAUCAGGGUGCUUGCCCGGAGAAUAUCCUGUAAUUCUCCCCGAAAUAUGAAUACCAGCGUGGCUGGUCAGCUCUCUCGAACAAUUUGUCCUUUGAAGCUUUCAGCCUGCCGUUGUUUUAGCGAUGGUCACGCUGACAAAAGUACACAUUUUGGUUUCGAAACAGUACCUGAGGGAGAGAAGGCGCAGAGAGUGUACAAGGUGUUUGAGAGCGUUGCCCAGAAGUACGAUGUGAUGAAUGAUGCCAUGAGUUUGGGGGUUCACCGCCUGUGGAAAGACAUGCUUCUACACGUCAUGCACCCCCAGCCUGGAACACGCCUGCUGGACGUCGCCGGGGGAACCGGUAGGAAAGAUGAUGAUGAUGAUGAUGAUGACGAUGAAAGCAGAGAUGAGGAUGCCGGCAAAUCCAUGAUGGUGAUGAUAGAUGAUGAUAGUAGUUAUGAUGGUGACAUCUCCUUCCGUUUCCUGGAAUACGUUCGCUCCCAGCAGGAGCGCCAGCAGCGCCGCCAGGUCCGCGGCCUCCAGACGCCGUCAUGGCAACACAUCUCUGAGAACUACGCCUCAGCAGACAAGGGGGCGGGGCCCCAGGAGUCACGUGCCGUGGUGUGUGACAUCAACAAGGAGAUGCUGAGGGUGGGCAAGGAGAAGGCGGAGAACUUGGGCAUCGCCACCGGUCUAUCCUGGGUGGUGGGGGAUGCUGAGGAGCUUCCGUUUGACGAUGACCAGUUUGACGUUUACUCCAUCGCCUUCGGCAUCCGCAACGUCACACACAUGGAACAGGCACUUCAAGAGGCACUCAGGGUCCUAAAGCCUGGAGGCCGAUUCAUGUGUCUGGAGUUCAGCAAAGUUACCAACCCAGUACUGGCAAAGCUGUAUGAUGCUUAUAGUUUCCAGAUGAUUCCAGUGUUGGGGGAGGUGAUCGCUGGGGACUGGAAGUCCUACCAGUAUCUGGUGGAGAGCAUCCGCAAGUUCCCAGACCAGGAGACCUUCAAAGGCAUGAUGGAGGACGCUGGUUUCUACUCUGUCCGGUACUACAACCUUACAGGGGGGGUAGUGGCCCUUCAUUCUGGCUUCAAACUGUGAGCUGCUCAUCCAACAAACAGCUCUGGUCUACGGGCUCUCCUCCAGCCAGCCUCUGCGAAUCUACAACUGACCUGUCACUUCUGACGGCAAGGAGACGUUUCCUAGUGAGCUGUGUUUGUCUGGAGAAUGACCGUCUUUACUUUUUAGGAGUUUUUUUGUACUAUAGGUGACGUUCGAGUUGUUCGGUUGGACUUCUGUGGAUGGACACUGACAUUACAGGUGGUGCUGUCGUCAUGGUAACGGCACAACAGCUGUUCAUGAAUCCCAAAAGGUGUAUUAUAAAUAAACAUGUAUUCGAAGUCAAAUUCGCUGAUGUAUUUUGCUAUCAAAUCAACUUUACAUGCUUGGAAAAGGACAGUCUCACCUUUUGCAUUUCAUUUCCAGAGGUAAACAUACAGUAUUGUGUGCUAAUGCGUCAUCUAGUGUUCAAACUUAGUCAACACAGGUUCUGCAUCUUGGAGUGUGAUGUUUUGCUGAGAUGUCGGCUGUCGCGUGUUGGCCAAGUUAAAAAGCGGAAGGUAUGUGAGCUCCUCACCUCACUCUCUUCACUUUGAAGGGUUAAAAUAAAGAGAAGGAAGACGCCACAACAUUUACUUGAAUAAAACUGUAUAUUUUACAGAUCUUUGUACAUUUUAAUUACAAAACUGUACUGAUACUAAAGUUUUAAAAUCAGUUUUUGGUCAGAGAAUAUUUAAUUGUCUCGUGUGCAAUUAUCAUGUAUUUACAAACGUCUCAUGUUAGUGAUUUCUCAAAAGGCAACCAAAAAAAAAAAAAGUUCAUCCACUCUGAACAUAAGACAUGGCUUAAAGAUAAAUAUAUUAGUAAAUAAAUAUUCAGAGAACUUAUUUCCAUUUAUGAAAUGUGCUUCUACACACAUACAGAAAUAUACACAGAUUUCUAGCCUGGUAAUGGUGACGGCGAAAAUAAUUAUAUUCUUAAAAAAUUAAAAAAUAUUAUUUUUUUGUACACAUUUUCUGUUUAUACAAUCUUAAGUGCUACAAACAAUAAAAAAAUUAAAUAGUGACUCAAGUACCCCAAAUUGUUAUAUUUGCAGUACACGUCUAUGCAAAGGCAAAAGUUAGAUUCUCACUGUCACUGAUUACAGCACUGGGUUAAGAUAUAAAUAGUUAUUACUGAGCGAUGGCCUCUGGAUAGAAUGCCUACAUUUCAUAGAAACAUAUAGAGCAGUCUGUAGAACAAAGAGACAGGCAUGGAUUACCAAACUGUGAU
This is a messenger RNA of Hypomesus transpacificus, 2340 nucleotides long. It is a transcript of the gene coq5, whose product is annotated as coenzyme Q5, methyltransferase. Gene Ontology annotation, biological process: ubiquinone biosynthetic process. Bases 19 to 1110 code for a protein of 363 amino acids. The record is from RefSeq and is a predicted model, not a curated record. NCBI's taxonomy places the organism in Eukaryota, Metazoa, Chordata, Actinopteri, Osmeriformes, Osmeridae. Gene Ontology annotation, molecular function: methyltransferase activity. The transcript is spliced from 7 exons.